UCUCCCUUCGCUAAAAUGGCAGCCUCCAGGGAAAGCAAGAUGCCAAUAUUUAGCGAUUUAGGAUUAAUAAAAACUAUUGAAGAAAAUGAUGAUAUACCGCUCAGUGAAGACAGUUCAGAUUCUGGUGAUGAAGCGGUCUCAGUAAAGCAGAGAAGAUUAAACAGAAAGAAUGUUCUCUUUAACAAUUCUUUUCAAUUUGAGGAUGGAAACACACUACCAGAGCCAAAGGUGAAUGUAGUCAAUUAUAAGCCAAAAGGAUUGUCCAAAGUCUCUUCGUUAGAUGACAAAAUACUAGAAGUUCGAAAACAAAAAUUGAAGAAGAAUGGUAAACUUGAAGGAGAGGAAGAAGACAUGAGUGUCGAGGAGGAUAUUGAUUCCUCAGAGGAUGAAGAUUUAAAAAUGGACACGGUGAAGGAAAAGAAGAAAAAGAGAAAGAGAGGGGAAGAGGAGGAAGUCCAGAGUGAGAAAGUUCAGUUCUCUGAGAGUAUAGACACAUAUGAUGAGAAGUUAACAUUCCAAGAGAUGAACUUGUCACGUCCUCUUUUGAAGGGUCUAUCUUCAAUGGAGUUUGUAAAGCCAACUCCUAUACAAGCUGCGUGUAUACCAAUAGCUUUAUUGGGCAGAGAUAUAUGUGCUUGUGCUGUCACUGGGUCAGGUAAAACUGUAGCGUUCAUGCUGCCUAUAUUAGAGAGGCUGAUGUACAGACCCAAGGCCACAGCCUCCACCAGGGUUCUAAUCCUAGUUCCUACCAGAGAGUUGGCAGUACAGGUUCACACAGUGGCUAGGAAGUUGGCACAACACUCUAAUGUUGAUAUUUGUUUAGCUGCAGGUGGCCUUGACAUUAAAUCUCAGGAAGCCAUGUUACGCUUGGGGCCUGACAUUGUUAUAGCCACACCUGGUCGUUUGAUUGACCACCUUCACAACAGUGUCAACUUCACUUUGAACAGCAUUGAGAUUUUAGUGUUGGACGAGGCUGACAGAAUGCUUGAUGAAUAUUUUGCUGAGCAAAUGAAGGAAAUUAUUCGACUGUGUGCCAGACAAAGACAGACAAUGUUAUUUUCAGCCACUAUGACAGAAACGGUUCAAGAGCUGGUGGCGGUGUCGUUAAAAGAUCCUGUCAAAGUUUUUGUCAACCAAAGUACGGAGGUCGCUCUUGGUCUCAGACAAGAGUUCAUAAGGAUUCGACCUAAUAGGGAAGGUGACAGGGAAGCAAUUGUUGCAGCCUUGGUGUCUCGUAACUUUUGUGAUAAAUGUAUUGUGUUCAUACAAACCAAGGUGCAGGCUCAUCGAAUGCACAUUCUGCUAGGUCUGCUGGGUAUCAACGUCGGAGAGUUGCAUGGAAAUUUGUCACAAGCUCAGCGUUUAGAGACGCUGAAGAAAUUUAAAGAAGGUCUUAUUGAUGUGAUGUUGGCCACUGACUUAGCCUCCAGAGGUCUUGACAUUGAAGGAGUCAAAACUGUUAUCAAUUUUACAAUGCCCAACACUAUCAAACAUUACAUCCAUCGUGUGGGCAGGACAGCCAGAGCAGGCAAAAGUGGAAGAUCUGUCACUCUAGUUGGAGAGAAAGAAAGAAGAAUUCUGAAAGAAGUUGUCAAACAAGCAAAGACACCUUUGAAGACAAGAAUAAUACCACAAGAUGUUAUCACUAAGUUCAGGAACAGGAUAGCAGAACUUGAGGAGGACAUUAAAGCCAUCCAAUCAGAACAGAGAGAAGAAAGUCAGAUGAGGGCAGUGGAAAACAAAAUGCAGAAAGCUCAAAAUUUACUGGAUAGCAAUACUGAAGGCCAACAGAGGGGCUGGUUCCAAAGUUAUAAAGAGAGAAAGAUGGAAAAGGCUAAGCUAAGAUUAUCUGAACGAGAUGCUAAAGAAGUUAAAAAGACUAGGAAAAAAUUGACGGCAGAGGAUAGGGUGAACUUUGAACUGACCAAGUCUCAGCUGUACAGUAUCAGAGCUGCUAAGAAAUCACAUAGAGCAAAACCCUUGAAAAUAUUUUCAGAGCAGACAGAAUCAGAUAAGCCCAGUGGCAAGAAAAAAAAGAAAAGAAAACAAACUAAAAAGUUAGGCUAUGAAGAAGAGUUGGCAGAUGUCCAGACGUCUGCUGUGAAGAAGUUUAGAGCAGGACCAUCUUAUAAGGAACGCAAAGAAGCUGCAGAAAAGAAAGGAAAUAAAAGUCAUUCAAAGGGAAAUUUCAAAUCAUUUGGUCGUAAAAAGAAAAAUAAGUGAAGAAAAUUUGAUGUUGCCCAAAAUAAAUAAAAUAGAUGAACACA
Messenger RNA from Biomphalaria glabrata, 2267 nucleotides. Its product is annotated as probable ATP-dependent RNA helicase DDX27. The record is from RefSeq and is a predicted model, not a curated record. Gene Ontology annotation, molecular function: ATP binding; RNA helicase activity; nucleic acid binding. The coding region runs from base 16 to 2223 and encodes 735 amino acids. The transcript has 21 exons. Lineage: Eukaryota; Metazoa; Mollusca; Gastropoda; Planorbidae.